Drosophila simulans is the source of this 332-nucleotide messenger RNA. RefSeq lists its product as uncharacterized. Lineage: Eukaryota; Metazoa; Arthropoda; Insecta; Diptera; Drosophilidae. The transcript has a single exon. The record is from RefSeq and is a predicted model, not a curated record.
CAUUAGGAAAUGGGAAUCGAAAACCUUAUCGCCAGGGAGUUAGUGCUCAUUUCGAUCUCGUCUCGAAGCCGAUAUAUUUUACAGUACCCGAGAUAAGCCAAAAAAAAUGGACCCCAAGAAAACGUUAACCUGGUUUUUCAGCCUGCCAGCGGUGCGAUACGCGCAGAUCUUUAUCGUGAUGGCGGUCGAUCUGCUGACCCUGUCCAAUCUGUAUCCGAAGCACUCGAGCUAUAUUGCGCGUCCAUUCUUACUGUGGGAGGAUAACCAGUAGGAGGACGAACGUAGCCUGGACUCACCUCAGCAAUUCUAACUAAUAUAAAUUUUUUACCGUG